Molecule: messenger RNA, 753 nt
Organism: Arachis stenosperma
Lineage: Eukaryota; Viridiplantae; Streptophyta; Magnoliopsida; Fabales; Fabaceae
Exons: 1
Coding region: 1-753 (250 amino acids)
Source: RefSeq, a predicted model, not a curated record
AUGAACGAGUUCCAAGUUGGCCAACAAUUUCAGGAUAAAGAUGAGGCGCUGUUGAGUGUGAAGACGUACAGUAUCCACCGAGGGGUGCAGUACAAGGUCGUUGAGUCUGACUACCGCAGGUAUGUGGGAAAGUGUUCUGAGUUUGGGAAUGGGUGCACAUGGCUAAUUCGGUUGAGUCUCCGACAGCGGAAGGGUAUCUGGGAAGUGAAGCGAUACAACGGACCGCAUACAUGUCUUGCCAGCUCCAUCUCCAGCGAUCAUAGGAGUCUGGACUACCAUGUCAUAUCCACCUUCAUUAUGCCGAUGGUUAGGGCUGAUGCAGCUGUGAACAUCAAGGUGCUUCAAAAUGCCACGGCCGCACACUUUGGGUUCAGGCCUACGUACAGGAGGGUAUGGAUGGCGAAGCAGAAGGCCGUUGCCGUCAUAUAUGGGGACUGGGACGAGUCGUACAAUGAGCUCCCUAGGUGGGUUCUAGGAGUUCAGCUGACGAUGCCUGGCACUGUAGCCGUCCUCAGGACUUGCCCGGUUCGGGUUGGGGGACAGGUCGACGAGUCUCAGGUUUAUUUUCAUAGGUUGUUCUGGACUUUCCCCCCUUGUAUCCAGGCAUUCCAUCAUUGCAAGCCUUUGGUGAGUAUUGAUGGCACCCAUCUAUAUGGUAAGUAUGGGGGAUAUCAUCACUGGUAUGAUGGUCCGGAUAUCAUCACUGGUAUGUGGUCCACCGAACUCGGCCACAAUGCCAUCACUAGCAAGUAA